Molecule: messenger RNA, 3543 nt
Organism: Arachis ipaensis
Lineage: Eukaryota; Viridiplantae; Streptophyta; Magnoliopsida; Fabales; Fabaceae
Source: RefSeq, a predicted model, not a curated record
UCCCUCCCCAUUCUACACUCCUCAAUCAUCUUCAUCGCUCAGCAAAUCAAAAUCAACCGAAGCCCGUAGAAGAAAACUACCACCUUCCGAACAAAACCCUAAUGCGUGUUCUCCGUUCAUUAUUAAUUAACAGCAUUGGAUUAUUAAUCUCGCCAUAAUCUCUUUCCCAAUAAUAAAUAACACAUAGAAAAAAUGGAUUCGGAUGAAGAAGAUUUUGUGUUCUACGGAACGCCCAUAGAGCGUGAAGAAGAGUUAACUAGCCGCAAAAAGAAGGCCAUUGCUGAGUCCUCUGGUCAACUUCGAACACUUCCAGCUUGGAAGCAAGAGGUUAGAGAUGAGGAAGGACGGAGAAGAUUCCAUGGGGCAUUUACUGGAGGCUAUUCGGCUGGUUACUAUAAUACAGUGGGCUCAAAGGAGGGGUGGACUCCUCAGACUUUCAGAUCCUCCAGGAAGAACAGAGCUGAGUUCAAAGAGCAGAACAUAUUAAACUUUCUAGAUGAAGAUGAGAAAGCUGAAUUGGAUGGUCGGUUUUUGGGGACAUCUUCACAGUUUGACACAUUUGGUUUUACUGCUGCUGAAAUUGCUCGGAAACAAGCUGAGAAAGAGCAGAAGCAUAGGCCAUCUGUUAUUCCUGGACCUGCUCCUGAUGAACUAAUUCAACCAGCUACAGAGUCUAUUGGGGUAAAACUACUAUUGAAGAUGGGAUGGAGGCGUGGUCGCUCAAUUAAGGAUUCCCAUGCUGAUGCACUCUAUGAUGCCAGAAGACAGGCCAGGAGAGCUUUCUUAGCAUUUUCCUCAGAUGAUCCAAAAGUCAACACUAGUGAGUCUGAGCAGAACAAGGAUGAUGUUGAAACUUUUCUUGAGCAGUCUACUAAUGACGAUGUUCAGUCUUCUAAGAGCACACCAGUUUUUGUGCUCAACCCAAAGCAAGACCUGUAUGGCUUAGGUUUUGAUCCUUAUAAACAUGCUCCUGAGUUUAGAGGAUGCUGAGGAUGAGGAUGUCUAUGCCACUGGUUUUGAAUUUGAAGAUACAUAUGUUCAAGAAGUUGAAGAACCUUCAACGUUGAGGUUGGAAAAUCAGAAAAAGAAGGAUCAGAAGGAUCAGAAGGACCAUGAUAAUCUACCUGGUUUUAGAGUUGCAUCCAAUACUGACUAUCAAAUGGAAAGAUUUGAGGCUCCUCCAAUUCCCAAGGAUUUUGUGCCUCGCCAUUCAUUUUCCGGGCCUCUUGAGAUUAAUCACAAGAACUAUGAUCUACCUCCUCCAGAUAUUCCACCUCCUGAGGAUAGCAACCUAAAAAUAUUGAUUGAGGGGGUUGCAAAUCUGGUUGCUAGAUGUGGUAAAUUAUAUGAGGAUAUAUCUAGAGAAAAGAAUCAGUCAAAUCCGUUGUUUAGUUUUCUCUCUGGUGGUACUGGCCAUGAUUAUUAUGCAAGGAAACUGUGGGAGGCACAACAAAAAUGCAAAGACAAAACUAAGCCACUUUUGGAUGGGAAGGUUUCUUCUGAUGUAAAGAGGCUGACAGCUGAGAGCCGAGGCCAGAUCUUAGGGGAAAAACCUCUAGAAAGAAGCUUGCAAGAUCCAUCAUCUUCUGUUGCUUCCACAGAUGUUCAUCUCCAGUUUAAUCUUACGGAUACAUUUACAAAGUCUGAACCAUUUGGUGAGUUACCAGAUGUUGAAAAGCCUUUCAAGCAUGAUCCUGCAAAACAAGAAAGAUUUGAGCAGUUUCUCAAAGACAAAUAUAGAGGGGGUUUACGAUCUACUAAAUCAAGCUUAGCUGGUGAUAUGUCAGAAGCUGCUCGUGCUCGAGAGAGACUAGAUUUUGAGGCUGCAGCUGAGGCAAUAUUAAAAGGAAAGGAGGGAAAGGAAAGCAAUCUAGGCAUUCCAUCAUCCAUGGAUUUCAUCACAGGUGGUCUUAUGCAGUUUACUUCUGGAGAAGCAGAGUUAUUUUAUCAUGUCCAACAGCCAAAGAAAGAUCUGCAAAGUGAAGAUUUGGCGCAGAAGAAGAAGUACCCUAGAAGGGAAGAAUUUCAAUGGCGCCCUUCAGCACUUCUCUGCAAGCGUUUUGAUCUCAUUGAUCCGUACAUGGGGAAGCCGGCACCUGCUCCGCGGAGUAGGAGCAAGUUGGAUUCAUUGAUUUUCACAUCAGACUCGGCCAAAGGCGCCAAAAUAGAAGAGCCUGUUCUUUCUAAGAACAUAUCGUAUGUGCAACAAUCAGCUAAUCAAGACAUAACUAAAAGUACUGCUGAAAGUGAAACUGAAGGGGAUGUGGAAGUUGAAAACAUUGAAAGGCCAGUUGAUCUGUACAAGGCUAUUUUCUCUGAUGAUUCAGAUGAUGGAGGUGAAGACCCUAAUAAUCUUGAGAAAGUGGAGAAUCAAGAAAAGAAAGCUGAAGUAGCCAAUACAGCAUUGAGUCGUUUGAUUGCUGGUGACUUUCUAGAAUCAUUGGGUAAAGAACUAGGGCUUGAGGUUCCUCCUGAUAUGCCUUACCCCUCACAAAAAUUCAGGAAUACUGCUUCUCAGGAAGAAAAUAUCAACGAACAUUCAAGAACAAACACACUAAAUGUUGAACACAACAGUGAGAUGCCACCAAAUCAUGGUUUGCCAUCUGAUCAGGACACUGUAUAUGAGGGUGGACCCUCAAAAGGUGACGUCAUUCAUGCAAAUAUGCUUGAGAGUGGUAGCACAAAAAUCAAUGCUACUGGAAUCUAUGACAGUAAAUCCAGUAAGUCCAAUGGGGAGAGAUAUAAAAAUGACAUGAAAAUCAAAUCGCCUUUACCCCGGGAACAAGAUCAUAGCAGUGGUUCAUCAUCAGAAGAGGAAAGGAAGAGAAAACGCUCAGGUAAGUCUAGCAGGGAUAAACAUGAAGAGUACAGGAAAACUAAAACUCUUUCAACACACCGCCGAGACUAUAGCAGUGGUUCUUCAUCUGAAGAGGAAAGCAGUAGAAAACGUUCCAGGCAUCAUCGACAUAGGAGGCGGACAGAAAGCGAUCCAUCCAGUGAAAGGGAUCGACAUGGUUCAAGGUCAAAAGAGAGAAAGAAAGGGUCUUCUCGAGAGAAAAGCAGUCGGAGUAGAAAACACUCAAAACAUCACAAGCACAGAAGACAUUAAUCUCCAAGUAGAUUGUCUCAUUAUAGCGCAGAUAAGGACAAUGCACAUUCAAAAAGGGAGAAAAAGUGUAGGGGAUGAGCUAGUAGUGCAUAUCUUAUGUUUCAAGAACUUCCUUGCAAUUACGGUAGACCAGACACUGCCAUUUCUGUAUUGAAAAGGUGUUCUAAGUUUUGGUAUUGAUGAUGAUGCUGUCUUGUGCAGUUUCUAGCAAUGCACAUAUUUUGCUGGCUCAAACUCGAGGCUUAUUUUAUUACUAAUAGUUUUUUUUCUUUUUUUCACCAGUGUGAAGGAAUGCUGCUCAGUGCUUUGAUUAAAUUUUCCUGAAUCAUCCCUUCACGAAUGUACUAUGUAUAUAGUUCAAUGUUGGCCGGUCUCAUAACUCCUUGGUCUCAGGGUUUUGAUUUAUAAGCUAGCUGAAAGCAUUAUUCACAGAA